AUGGGCAACGGGGCCGAGGCGGACCCUGUCGGCGAUUCUGGGCCGACACCGGAAGCGCCACGCUCCGCAAGAGCUCCGCUUUCCCGGCGAAUCAAAGAGUCGUGGAAACGGAGCUGCAGCCGCUCGAGAAGCGAUCUCAAACUGACUGCGGACGAUUUGUCAGUUAUGGAAGGAACUUACUGGUUGACACGUAUUGUUUUCUUCCGCGCUCUGGGACUCGUGUACUUUGUGGCCUUUCUGAUUGCCCACAUACAGGGACCAGGCCUUUUUGGACAGGAUGGUUUGCUCCCCCUCGAGAAAACUUCGCCGUGCACCGGCGGCGGGCGAGACACUCGCGGGUUCUGGACGCGUUUCGCUGCUUCGCCCUCUCUCUUCCAUUUCCUCAGCUGCAGCGACGCCUCGCUCCUGUUUGUCACAUCCAGCGGUCUCGUCCUUUCCGCAGUGCUGGCCCUUGCGGGCGGAGCCACUGUCCCCGUGUUCCUCUGGCUGUGGCUGUCGUACUUGACGAUACAGGAAGCUGGUCAGCGGUUCUACACCUUCACGUGGGACACUCUGCUGCUGGAGGUCGGUUUCUGGGCGAUGCCCCUUUCACUUGUCUGCUUUUUCUCCUCCGUAACGCCGCUGAAGAAGGCUCUUUCUCCCACGACCGCUUCAGAACCUAGCGCACGUUCGUCGCUGAGCGCUUCACCGAGCUUGCAGUCGCCUGCGGCCGGAGCCUUGGACUCCGUUCAUCUUGACUCCUGUCGGCUGAGGAAGGCCGAAAAUGAAGCCCGAACAGGCAGCGCGGAGCUGUCUUCGACAGACGCCACCGCCGACCAGACGCGUGCGGGGAGCGAUACUUCUCCCAGUGCGAAGCGUUCUGUCGCGCCGCGAGUGCAGCAAAUGCUGAGAUGGCCGUGCGUCUCCUUCCACUUUCUUCGCUGCUGUUUUCACUGCCUCGUCUCUCCCAGAGCGCCGUUCUUGCCGCCGGCGUGGCCCACGCCGUGGAUCUCUGUGUGGGGCUACCGGUGGCUGCUGUUUAGAUUGAUGCUCGGCGCAGGCCUCAUCAAGCUGCGCGCAGAUACAGCGUGGACAGACCUCACAGCGAUGCAGUGGCAUUACGAGACGCAGCCGCUCCCGAAUCCUGUCGCCUGGUUCGCGCAUGCGGCGCCGAUGAGUGUGCACAAGUUCGAGGUGCUAAUGAACCACUUUGUCGAACUGAUUCUCCCGUUCGCCGUCUUAGCUCCCUGGAGACAACUCCGACUGUUCACUGGCUGCUUCCAGCUUGUCUUCCAGGUGGCCAUUAUCAUCACCGGAAACCUAGCCUUUAUCAACUGGCUAACGAUUGUCUUCAUCGUCUUUCUUUUCGACGAUCGGUUCCUCAUGCGCUUUUUCCCCACUUCGACGCUGAAUCGGUUGCAGCCCCUCCUUCAAGGCUGCGCGGGCAGAUGGGCGAUCCCACGGAGUGACGCAGCGAUCAACGAACUCUCCACCGGCGACUCAAGGACCGACUGUCACCCUCGAAGCGAAACGGAGGCUCUCUCCGAAAGGAACCAGUCACAAGUCGGUGGCGGCGGCCCGCCGCCGGUGGGCAACGCACCAGAAAGCAUGGCUGCUUCUUCAGAAACUGGGGGUGCUCAGGUACAUCCGCCGCCAGCGGGGAAUCGCAAGGCUGCGGUGUCUCCGGCGCUCCCCUGGCGCCUCCUCAGAGGCCCAAAGUGGAAGGGACGGACUCUCCGUCGCAUGCUGGCGAUGUGGGGAUGCUGGCGAAUCCCAUUGUUCCUGUUAAUCUCGGCAAGUCUGGUCGCCAGCGAUGGAGUUCUCCUUCUGCUCCUUGGCAAAGCGUCGGCCCCGGCGUCCUUCACGUCGACACUCGCCUGGGAAUCUGCUGGCCUCGUUCUUCUCGCGUUGAUUUCCUUUCUGUCGCUAGGCGCACUCACCGGGGCCAGAGUCAUCCCUUGGUCGUUUCGUGGGGCCGGGAUGUCCUUGUCUCUUCGAUUCCCAAAAAAGGAGCGCCCUGUGUCAGACCUGGCGUCUGUGGAAAGUCGAGGGAGUUUACGUCUCGACGCGAGCCCGCAAGACGCUGACGGAGCCGGGGCGUUUCUGCGUAGGCCUCGGCAGGCUGAGGGCGGUGACCUGAGCAGGCGGGGAGGGGAGGACGGAGUCACAGAGAGGAAAAAACGAUUGGAGUCUCCGGUCGAUGCAGACGAAGGCGACGACGAGGCCAAACUGCUGUGGAAACGAACCCAAGAUGUAGGAGCCCUUAUCUUGGAGGUCGUAGUCGCCGGUGUGGUGCUUUCGAAUCUCCUGUUUAUGCACUUUCACCUGGGUCCAACAUUCGCGAGUCUCGAUGUUCUGACAGGGAUGCUCUGCGUUCUUUUGUUUUUCUUCGCGCGUCGACACUGUUCGAAUUCCUUCCUCGUUCUGCGCGUCAUGACGGAAGUGGGGAUGCUUGUCGUUCUGGCCUGGCAUUCGGUUCCCGUCGUGGAGAAUCUUCUCUCACCCAAUCAGAUCAUGAACGACACUUACCACCCAUUUUGCCUCGUUAACAGUUACGGCCUUUUCGGGCUCAUGACGAAGCAACGGGAGGAACUUAUCAUUCAGGGAACAUAUGAGCGAAAUCCCCCUUCGGCACCUUCUAGCCCAGUGUGGAAGACCUAUGAGUUCUACUGCAAGCCAGGAGACAUUGACCGGCGUCCGUGCGCCGUCUCGCCGUACUAUUACCGCCUAGACUGGUUGAUGUGGUUUGCCGCGUUCAACCCUGACGUGCGAGCUCCCUACUGGCUUUUUCGGCUAGUGGCGAAAUUACUUGUCAACGAUUCAAAGACUUCGGCGCUGCUUGCGUACAAUCCCUUCCGGGGCAAACGCCCUCCCAGAUUCAUUCGAAUUCUCCGUUACGAUUACCACUUUGCAUACAAGGGAAAGGAAAAAAGCCUUUACGAGCAGGGAAGGUGGUGGCAGAGAAAGUAUUUGUCUGAGUUUCUACCGCCCGUUAGCGCAGAGCUGUUCCACAGCAAUUGA
Molecule: messenger RNA, 3000 nt
Organism: Neospora caninum
Lineage: Eukaryota; Apicomplexa; Conoidasida; Eucoccidiorida; Sarcocystidae
Exons: 8
Coding region: 1-3000 (999 amino acids)
Biological process (GO): protein maturation
Cellular component (GO): endoplasmic reticulum membrane
Source: RefSeq, a predicted model, not a curated record